Monoraphidium neglectum is the source of this 573-nucleotide messenger RNA. RefSeq lists its product as hypothetical. NCBI's taxonomy places the organism in Eukaryota, Viridiplantae, Chlorophyta, Chlorophyceae, Sphaeropleales, Selenastraceae. The transcript has 4 exons. The record is from RefSeq and is a predicted model, not a curated record. The coding region runs from base 1 to 573 and encodes 190 amino acids.
AUGACGCUCGCCAACCGGGGCGGCUGCUGGCAGGCACUGGUCCAGUUCCGCGAGGCGGCAGCUGCGGCAGUCGCAAAGCAGUACCUUGACGGUUACGCCAUGUACCCUGGAGGGGCAAACAAGAUCCAAUUGGAGUUCUCCAUGCAGAGAGACCUGCACGUGGCUGAGGACGACGAGUACGGGUGGGACUGGACGCGCGCGGAAGUCGCCACGGCUGCAGCGGCGAGGCAGGCGGCGGCCACGGCGGCGGCGGCGGCGCGAGAGGCAGCGGCGGCCGCGGAAGUCGCCGCGGCGGCGGCGGCGGCGGGGGGCGCAGUUGCGGCAGCUGCGGCGCGGGAGGCGGCAGCGGCAGGCUCAGAAGAGGCGGUGGUGGCUGCGGUGCUGGGGCAGCAGACGCCUCGCGGCAGCAGCGAGCAGGGGCAUGUAGAGCCUAUCACAGGAGCGGACUACGUACGCGCUCACGAGGAGGUGGUCCGGAUUGCAGUUGAAGCAGCGGGGAGCGACGCUGGCGGCAUUGGCGCUGGCACGGCCAGCACAGCGGCGGCGAUCUGUGGCAGCAGAUCGCCAUCAUAA